Cyphellophora europaea CBS 101466 is the source of this 1695-nucleotide messenger RNA. RefSeq lists its product as uncharacterized. The transcript has a single exon. The record is from RefSeq and is a predicted model, not a curated record. Bases 1 to 1695 code for a protein of 564 amino acids. Gene Ontology annotation, biological process: transmembrane transport. Gene Ontology annotation, molecular function: transmembrane transporter activity. Lineage: Eukaryota; Fungi; Ascomycota; Eurotiomycetes; Chaetothyriales; Cyphellophoraceae.
AUGUUUUCCGCGACAAAACUCCAAGUGGCAACAUAUCUCCUAGGAGUUUGUCCCUUCUCAAUUGCAUUCCUGGUCUUCCUGAACUCAUCUGUCUCAUUCGUCAUAACCGACCUGAUCGGACAAGACAAAGGCGUCGGAAAUGCUGUUGGCAACUUAGGAUUUGCUGAUGAGCUUCUUGCUCUUGUCGCUUGCCCGCUGUGGGGCCUCCUCUCCGACCGGAUCGGAGUUCGCUAUGUCUGCGUAAUUGGCUACGCGAUCAUUGCCCUCGCACUUGCUUUAUUUGUGCAAGCACUCAAUGUCUACCCUCAACUACUCUUCGGCCGCCUUCUCUUCAGCUUAGGUGGCGCGGCGGCCUCGACCAUGGUGACAGCUGUCUUACCCGCAGUAUCGUCUCACGAAAAGGCGCAUGUAGGACGAGGCACCAACAACGAUCGCAAUCAUGCCACUUCUCCAUCAAUCACCUCCGACCUGACAAUCACGCCUGCUCGAUUUCGUACCAAUACCUCCAGCACAACAAAGACACGGACAACCAGCCGGUCAGCGUAUGCCUCUACUUCUCGCGUAGCCGGGUUCGUUGGCAUGUUCACCGGUUGUGGAGCUCUCAUAGCCUUGCUUCUGUUCCUUCCACUUCCUGCCCGGUUCCAACACGCUGGUAUUGAUCCCGCCAGGGCGCUCAAACACGCAUUCUACAUUGUGGCCAUUGUCGCCUUGAUUCUGGCUGUGUGGUGUUUCAUUGGCCUGCGCAAUCUCGCAUAUGAGCAGUCCGCCUCCACUACCAAGAAGGCUCCUUCCACCUAUCCAGAACAACUACGACAGCUAGCGACUAACCUCAAAGUUGCCCUACGCGCCGGCUUUCGUCGAAAGGACAUCGCUCUAGGCUACCUUGGAGGCUUCGUUGCGCGAGCAUCGUCUGUAGGCAUCAGUCUAUUCAUUCCAUUACUUGUUAACGCCCUAUUCCUCGAUUCAGACCUGUGUCAGUCGGAAAGCACCUUGGCUGAGACUCCAGGUGGAUUGCCGGAUCUUAAGCGGAAAUGUCCUCGCGCAUACGUGGUCGCGGCCAGCAUGACUGGCGUGUGCGAGACGGUAGCAUUAAUCGCGGCACCAGCUUUUGGGUAUCUGAGCACGAGAACAAGACGCAGGGGUCUGCCGCUGAUGGUCGCAGCAGCGACGGGCGUCGUUGGCUACCCGCUCUUCGCUAUGCAGUUCGACCCUGACGACACUAAAAAGGGUGCGCGAGUCGCCGCUUUCAUCGGAGUCUGCUUAAUUGGCAUAAGUCAGAUUGGAGCAAUUGUCUGUAGCCUGGGUGUAUUGAGCGCUGGUGUGCUCAGAGAGGCGUCAGAAGCAAGACAUGCGAGCGCUGCAGACGGGCAUAAUGCAGGAACACAUGGGCCAUCAGACCCCAGCGAAGGCACAUAUGGAGAACGUGAUGCCUUGCUAGGGCACGUCGACCCGGAAGCCACAGAGAGCGCCCACAUACGAAAGCCUAGUGCGGAGCUGUCUCUGGCGCAGCUCAAGGGUUCAGUGGCUGGCAUUUACAGCUUCUAUGGAGGUGCAGCAAUUCUGGUUCUCACCAAAGUGGGUGGCCUGCUGUUCGAUAAAGUGGACGUUGGAAGCCCGUUCUACAUCAUGGCCGCAUUCAACGGCGUGCUUCUCGUUGCCUGCGUUGGUAUCGGAAUGGCAAAGGAAGAAGAGUAG